AUGAGGUGCCGCCGCUGCCGCCGCUACGUGCUGCUCACCCCCCUGUGCAUCGUCGCUGGCCUCUGCUUCUUCCUGUUCCUCCUGCCACUCCUGCGCACUCCGGAUGAAAGUAAAUACCAGGAAGCGCCCGCACUGGUGUUGACCCCACUGUCGGUGAUGGACGCCUCUCAGAAGUACCGCGUGCGGCAGUUCGUGUCGGUGGGCGACCGCUGGCAGCAGCUGCCCACGUCAGCGGGGGACUGGACCACGUGCCUGGCGCUGCACGCCUCGCUGUCGCACGUGCACCACGUGGAGCGCCAGGCGCGCUCCUGGAGCGGGCCCCUCUCCGUCGCGCUCUUCGCCGCAGGGGACGACGUCCGCCUGCUGCUCGCCUACAUCAUGUUCCUCAGGCGCUGUAGGCAACACGUGCGAAGUAGGCCACCCAACGAUACUGUUGUCGCGGCUGGGGACCAGCUGGAGGAAGUGGACUGCGGAGAGGACGACGAGCAGGUGCUGCAGCGGCUGCUGUGGCGCCAGGCGCACCCUGUGGGGGAGCAGCUGUCGUACCCGCAGAACCUGGCCAGGAACACGGCCAGGCUCGCCUGCCCCACGAAGCUCACGCUCUGCCCAGAUGUUGACAUGCUGCCAGGGCCCAGGAUGGACCUCGCGGCUGGGCUAGCGGACCUCUUCAGAAGAGAGCCACCGUGCAAAAAGUGCGCGUACAUCUUGCCGGUGUUCGAGCUGGACGCGAGACUGGCUGGCCCACCGAAGGACAAGUGGGAGCUGCAACAGCUGGUGGAGGACAGGCUGGCCCGUCCUUUCCACUGGGAAAUCUUCAAGGACAACCAGAAGUCCCUGGAUCCGACUCGCUGGCUGCAGCACGCUAACGCCUCUUCGACGCAGUUGUCCGUGGCCUACAGCGUCAAGUACGGAUGGGCCUUUGAGCCGGUAUAUGUGGCAGCCAGCGGAGAGCUGCCCCUGUUUGACGAGAGCUUCGUAGGGUACGGCUUUACAAGAAACACGCAAGCAUACGAGAUGUUUGCCUCCGGUUGGCGGUUCUUCGUCCUGGACCACGCGUUCCUCAUUCACUGGGGCCUGCAGUCAAUAGACAAGCGGCCCAAGUGGCGCUGGAAGGAGAACAUCAUCAACAGCGAUCGAUUCCGCAAGUGGGUGAAUCGAGUCGCUCUCAAGUACGACGUGGACGAGAUGAAGCUUACGUGGAGAUACGCCGACCACGACUCGGCUAUGACGACGUGCCCUCGGCAAAAGUGCAAAUCAGCACGACCCAAACCUACAAAGUCAACUCCGUCACCAAAGAAGCAGGAAAAACCUGCAAAGGCAACUCCGACACCAAAUAACCAGGAAAAGCCUACAAAGGCAACUCCGUCACCAAAGAAGCAGGAAAAACCUACAAAGGGAACUCCGUCACCAAAGAAGCAGAAAAAACCUGCAAAGGCAACUCCGACACCAAAGAAGCAGGGAAAGAAGGCCUAG
Molecule: messenger RNA, 1473 nt
Organism: Schistocerca piceifrons (Central American locust)
Lineage: Eukaryota; Metazoa; Arthropoda; Insecta; Orthoptera; Acrididae
Product: beta-1,4-glucuronyltransferase 1-like
Exons: 5
Coding region: 1-1473 (490 amino acids)
Molecular function (GO): glucuronosyltransferase activity
Source: RefSeq, a predicted model, not a curated record